AUGGGGCUUGAGUUCUCCAAAGUGAUGCCCGUGGCGGGCAAGCUCCGGAGGGUCCUAUCAAAGUGCAAAGGCUCAAGAGUGCAGCGGCCGGGGAAGUCCAGCCCCGGGAGAGGCACCUCAAGCCCGCCGCGGGGCUCCUCAUUAGGAGCACUGAGCAGAAAGGCGUGCAGCCCCUCUGAAGCCUGCUGCUUGGGCAGUGCAGUUUGGGCGGGACCUCCCGUCCUCCCACUUCUGAUGAGGAACCUGAGGCCCAGAGGGGUGAAGCGGCUGGCCCCGGGUCCCGCGGCGCGGCGCGGGGAUGCACGGGCUGCAUGCACCCUGCAGGAACCCCCGCCUCCCCGGGCUGCGGACCCAGAGGCCGGCGCCCUUUCCCGCUGCACCGCCGCUCCUCGUCAUCCGGUCCGCGGGAUUCCGCCCCGAGGUCCGCAAGGAGAGACCUGGGCGCCGAAGGGGGCUCCCUACGGAGGCCGCCCGGCCCCUUCCGCGGGUCUGCAGGCUGGGGCCGCGGGCUCGCGUGCGGACCCGGAGCUCGGGCUUCGGCCCGCCGAGCGGAGGCCACCGAGGGGCCGGCGCAGCGGGUCCGGGGCCGGGGCCGGCGAGGGCUCCAUCACGGUCUCCCUCCCCGCCCGGCCCAGCCCAGGCUCCGGCGCCCGCCGCGAGAGAGACCUGCCAGCAGGCCUACCUUCUCCUGGCCCGGCUCAGCGGCACAUCGCCACCUCGGGCCGGGAGUCUGAGGCUCGGGGAACAGGCGGACGACGCUGCGAAGGAGCAGCCGGGAGGCCCCGACACGGCGGGACGGAGGGCCGAGCACGGAGGCGAAGCGACGCUUCGGCGCCACCUAGCGGCAGUCCGAGGCGCUUAGAUCGACAAGGCCCCGAGGCCGAGGCAGGCCGCGGACAAGCUGAGGGGCCUGGAAAGCCGGGAACGAGACAAAGCUUCCUCCGGUCCCGCGGGGCCCAGAUGGCCACUCACCCUCUCUUAGGCACUGCCGCGCCGGACGCCGACUUCCGCACAUUGGAUCCCGUGGCAGCGCCGGCCCCUCCCGCUUCCCUCCUUUCGCUGCCUCGGCCUCUCCCCGCCUGGGCGCGGAGCCCUUUCCCUAGGCCCCGCCCGAGCCCUGUAGGGCGACCUUGGGCAGUCCCCUUAACCUUGCAGGUCCUCAGUUUCCUUAUGGCCCGGCUUCUUUCCAGGCUCAGCUCACACCCCACUCUCCGUAGGGGGCCUUUCCUGCCCCCACCCCUCUGCCUUCGCUCCAGCUACUUCGUACUGAGGGAACCUCUGCUGACAAGGAAUGCCAGACCUAGCUGUGCUGCAGAGAGGUGGCUAGGGGCAAGAAGGAACCAGCACACACCCAGUGAGUGCAGAAGCAGGGGGGUGGGGACGCUGCUGGCUGUGGGCACUUACAGGAAGCUGGAGGCCCUGGUCUUAGUUCCAGGCCACAGAGGAGAAGUGAAGGAGGAUGUGAGGCUAGAGGCACCAUCUCCCAUCCUCCAGGGCUAG
Messenger RNA from Vombatus ursinus (common wombat), 1500 nucleotides. RefSeq names its product collagen alpha-1(I) chain-like. NCBI's taxonomy places the organism in Eukaryota, Metazoa, Chordata, Mammalia, Diprotodontia, Vombatidae. The transcript has 7 exons. The record is from RefSeq and is a predicted model, not a curated record. The coding region runs from base 1 to 1500 and encodes 499 amino acids.